AUGAGUGACAGUAGCAGUACUUCAAAGAAGGAUAUAUAUAACAACCCUAUAGCCCCUAAGGAUAAAGGAAGAGGGACCCGUGUUAAUGGAAAAGAUUGGAAGCUACAGAAAGAUGCCAUGAGAGUGAGAUCUUUAGGAGGCAAUCUGACUUGGGAACAGAAAAAACAGAAAAGACUUGAAGAGCAAGCUAUAAAGGCAAAGAUAAGAGAACUCAAGGAGGAGAAAGAAAGCAUAAGAAAAAGCAAAAUUGAAGAAACCAAACGCCGCCAAAGUUUGAAGGAAGAAAAGGAAAGAUAUGAGAGAAUGGCUCAAGUAAUGCAUCGUAGAAAGGUCGAGAGACUUAAGAGGAAAGAAAAGAGGAACAAGCUGUUAAAAGAACGUUAG
Molecule: messenger RNA, 384 nt
Organism: Komagataella phaffii GS115
Lineage: Eukaryota; Fungi; Ascomycota; Pichiomycetes; Pichiales; Pichiaceae
Exons: 1
Coding region: 1-384 (127 amino acids)
Source: RefSeq, a predicted model, not a curated record